AUGGCCGCGGCCUGCCUGCUGAGGCUUUUGAUAUUGCUGGCUCUUGCCCAGGCGAACGACUUGCCCUCUUCUUUGGUUGUGCACGGUCGGCGGGGGCGCAAUAGCAACAUCAACGGUGUGUACAUACGGGACUACGCAUGGCGCCACGGUCUCUGCUGGAGACGUGCCGGUCAUCCCGGCAGCGUGGGGCAGGUUUUCCUCUACUUCGAGGGAGAGUGGCGCAUGGGCCCAUCACCGGAGGAUGGUAGCGUUUGGGCGUUCGCCCGCAGCUCUUCCUCCUCGCCUUUGCUCAUUGACCAGCCGUGGCAGGUGUGGGAUGGUCAUCGCGUUGUUCAAGAUCCACAUCUUCAAGUUAGCGACACCUCCCUGGUUCCCCAGGUUCUUUUGCUAUCUUUCGGCGAGGGAAGCCCUCUGGAGCUCGCGCCACUGCAGGGCAUGCUGAUGCAGCAGCCUGGCCUGUGGGAUGGCAGACCCUACUACAAGCACACUCAGCAGGAGAUCUUUCUGUUGUGUUCCAUGGCCGAGGGUUGGAGGUUAGGGCCACUGCCCCUCGGAACUACAGCUCCCAGGCCUGCGCUAUUCUCACGCAGUGCUGCCGCGCUUCCCCAGGAGAUUGUGGAGCCAUGGAUGGUGCCCAGCCUGGGUCCAGGAGGUGGAGAUCAACUCCCUGGCGCUUCGGUGAGGCUUGCGCCGAUGGAUUUCGGGCCCCCGCAAACUUUGCGACACCCAAGGCACCUCGUCGUUGAAGGCGUCAAGGCUGGCGAAGGAUCCGCCAACGGAGUGUACAGACUUGCUGACGGCUGGAGCUUGAAGCCUGUGUAUCACAAGACCGAUGCCAUUCGUACUGCUUCGCUGGGGCCUGACAAAUGUGUGGAGGGUCAGAGGUAUGAUCUCUAA
Symbiodinium pilosum is the source of this 897-nucleotide messenger RNA. Lineage: Eukaryota; Dinophyceae; Suessiales; Symbiodiniaceae. The record is from the annotation of a GenBank genome assembly.